Mangifera indica (mango) is the source of this 1127-nucleotide messenger RNA. Its product is annotated as MYB-like transcription factor EOBI. The transcript is spliced from 3 exons. Gene Ontology annotation, cellular component: nucleus. Bases 122 to 991 code for a protein of 289 amino acids. Gene Ontology annotation, molecular function: DNA-binding transcription factor activity; sequence-specific DNA binding. Lineage: Eukaryota; Viridiplantae; Streptophyta; Magnoliopsida; Sapindales; Anacardiaceae. Gene Ontology annotation, biological process: regulation of DNA-templated transcription. The record is from RefSeq and is a predicted model, not a curated record.
CCCUCUUAUCAAAUAUUUGCCACCGGCUAAUCCAUAUUUUCCACGUUCAGUCUUAAAUCAAAAUACCCAUAUUCUUCUUCUUUCUAAAACCCUGAAUUGUAUCCAAAUUAUAUUAGAAUUAAUGGAAGCACACGUGACAGGCUUUGGUUCUUCGACUUAUGUUCAGCAAAGUGAAGAGGAGAGGGAUGUGAGAAAAGGGCCAUGGACCGUUGAAGAAGACUCCUUGCUUACGAAUUACGUCACCAUUCAUGGUGAAGGUCGUUGGAACACUGUGGCUCUCUGUGCAGGGCUGAAACGAACGGGAAAAAGCUGCAGACUAAGGUGGCUAAAUUACUUGCGCCCGGAUGUUCGAAGAGGAAACAUCACUCUUCAAGAACAACUAAAGAUUCUUGAACUCCACUCUCGCUUCGGAAAUAGGUGGUCAAAAAUAGCAGAACACUUGCCGGGAAGAACAGACAAUGAGAUAAAAAACUACUGGAGAACAAGAGUUCAAAAGCAGGCAAAGCAGCUUAAAUGUGACGUUAACAGUAAGCAAUUCAGAGACGCCAUGCGUUACGUUUGGAUGCCCCGUUUACUUGAGCGUAUCCAAGCGACUACCCAUUCGUCAACGGGUCAACCCACUUCUAACAUCGCCGACAGAACCACCCCCACCAACAACUACCCUUCAGAAAUUACGGGUACUCAUGCAGACAAAUACACGAGUCAAGUUUAUAUUUCCACUGAAUCGGGGCCCGAACCAAGUAUCAUGCCCGCGUCGUCCGGUGCUUCCUGGGACUCAGCGGAUGCGUAUGUUUCUCCUCCUGCCUCAGAUGUCAAUAUGGACAAUUCACAAAACUGGUCGGACUUUAACCCAGAUAACAUGUCUGGGUCAUGGGUGUUGUCUAAACCCGGAUUGGAUAUUCAGGGUUUUGAGACCCAGAGCAACAUCGAGUGGUUAGGCGGCGAUGAAUCAUUGGAGAGUUUGUGGAAUGACGAGACUAUGUGGUUAUAGCAACAGCGGCUCUAUGACUGGGAUCAGAGAUGAUUUUAUUCCUAGAGAUAUUACGAAUAACACAGCAUAAGUGACAAUUUGGUGUACAGAUAAUUUUGUUAAUAAUAUUAAGGAAGAAGGUUCGAAUCUUAUUUAA